Messenger RNA from Spirodela intermedia, 624 nucleotides. Lineage: Eukaryota; Viridiplantae; Streptophyta; Magnoliopsida; Alismatales; Araceae. The record is from the annotation of a GenBank genome assembly.
AUGGAGGAACGCGAGUACAUCUCCGCGCCUGUCCGCGCCGGCACCGUCGUUUCUGCGGAGAAGAGUCGCUAUGGGGGAGGACGUGCCGAAAGACGGGAGGCUGGGACCUCCGGCUUCGGCAGUGGCAUCUGUUCUGCCCUCUUUACUCGCAGAUCCGCCACCGGGAAUUGGGGGAUCUACAGGGAUCAGGGGAUACCCUCGCCGAGGUCGGGAGUGGAUGGCCGCUCAAGAUUCUUCCUCGAACCAAGGUGGGAUGGCCAGGGGGAGCAUUUCCUCGAUGCCUGCCUUCUCUGCAAGAAACCUCUUGGACACAAUCGCGACAUCUACAUGUACAGGUGCAGAGGCUGAUCUCGCCCUCUAUUGCGUCUCCUAGACCCCAUUUCUGGAACCGUCUACUCAUUUUCUUGCUCUAUCGAUUUCCGCGGGGGUGGGGGGAUAUGUUAUGUAUACAGAGGCGACAUGCCAUUUUGCAGUGAGGAGUGCCGGCAGGAGCAAAUUGAGUUUGACGAGGCCAGGGAGAGCAGGAACCUGUCAAUGAAAGCGUCAGCCUCGAGGGAGGAGCACAAUAAGAAGUCGUCCCAGAGCACUAAGAUCCGUGCUCCAGGAACAAUUGUGGCCGGUUAG